CGCCGUCAGGCUAAAUCGCUUACACAAUCCGCUGCAUGUCUCUGCCCACUCUCAUUCUGCUGUGACUGCUCCUGCCUGUAGCCGGCUUCUCUUCCUCAGCCGCACCAUAAAGGCGACAUCGCGCAGAAUUGCCUCCCUCCACCAUUGUACCCUUUGUAGCCGCUGUCCCGCUACAGACCUCCCUCACUCACGGCCCCCCCAUUCAUUCACCGGGCCCCCUACUUGUGAACCUUCCAAGGAUGAGUGAGGAUCAUGUACAGAACGACUCGCAGAUCGAGGCUGUUUUUCGGGUAAAUGACUCUCACAAACACAAGAAAGACAAAGAACAUCGCCACAAAGAACACAAGAAAGACAAAGACCGUGAAAAAUCCAAACACAACAACAGUGAACACAGGGAUCCUUCAGAAAAGAAGCAUAAAGAUAAACACAAAAACAAUGAUAAACAUCGGGAGAAAGAUGGGGAGAAACACAGAGAAAGAGAUGGGGAGAAACAUAGGGACAAAAAUGGGGAGAAACACAGAGAUGGAGAAAAACACAAAGAGAAAGACAUUGAGAAACACAAGGAAGUUGAGAAACAUCGGGUAAAGGAUGGAGAGAAACACAAAGAGAAGGAUGUGGAGAAGCACAAAGAGAAGGAUGUGGAGAAGCAUCGAGAUGGAGAAAAGCAUAAACACAGAGAUAAAGAUCGGGAGAAGAAGAAAGAGGAAAAAAUGAAAUCUUCCAGCGGCGGUGUUAAAGUGAAAAAAGAAAACGGUUUCUCUAGUCCUGUGCGAGUUAAGGAUGAGCCAGAAGAUCAAGGCUUCUACGUGUCCCCCAAGGAAAACAAGGCAAUGAAGAGGCCAAGAGAGGAUGAUGAGGAUUACAAACCUAAGAAGAUCAAGUCCGAAGAUGAUAAAAAAGGGAAAAAGCGAAAACAAGAGGAAGAGGAUAUUAAGCCCAAGAAAAAAAGUAAGGCCAAAGGCAAUGAAGAAGGAGUGAAAAAGAAAAAAGUCAAAAAGGAGGAGGAAGAGAAGUGGAAAUGGUGGGAGGAGGAGCGGCACGCCGAUGGCAUUAAGUGGAAGUUCUUGGAACAUAAAGGUCCUGUGUUUGCUCCCCCCUAUGAACCCGUCCCAGACAAUGUGAAAUUUUACUAUGACGGUAAUCUUGUAAAGCUUAGCCCAAAAGCUGAAGAAGUGGCCACGUUCUUUGCAAAAAUGUUGGAUCACGAGUACACUACUAAGGACAUCUUUCGCAAAAACUUCUUCAAAGACUGGAAGAAGGAGAUGACGACUGAUGAAAGAAACCUCAUCACCAACUUGAGCAAAUGCGACUUCAAUGCGAUGAGCCUGUACUUUAAAGAGCAAUCCGAAGCAAGGAAGAAUAUGACCAAGGAAGAAAAGCUGAAAAUCAAAGCAGAGAACGAGCGGUUAUUGCAGGAGUACGGCUACUGUAUCAUGGACAACCACAAGGAACGUAUUGCUAACUUUCGUAUAGAACCUCCUGGUCUGUUUAGGGGCAGAGGAGAUCACCCCAAAAUGGGCAAACUUAAGAAAAGGAUAAUGCCUGAAGACAUCAUAAUCAACUGCAGCAAAGACUCAAAAAUUCCUGUUGCUCCUGCUGGUCACAAGUGGAAAGAGGUUCGGCAUGAUGGCAAGGUCACAUGGCUGGUAUCAUGGACUGAAAACAUUCAGGGUUCUAUCAAAUACAUCAUGCUCAACCCUAGCUCCCGAAUCAAGGGUGAGAAGGACUGGCAGAAAUAUGAGACUGCCCGAAGGCUCAAGAUGUGUGUUGAAAAGAUUCGAAAUACCUACAAAGAAGACUGGAAGUCCAAAGAGAUGAAAGUUCGGCAGAGAGCAGUAGCUCUCUACUUUAUAGACAAGCUUGCUUUGAGAGCUGGCAAUGAAAAGGAAGAGGGAGAAACCGCAGAUACAGUAGGUUGUUGCUCCUUGCGAGUAGAACACAUCAAUCUGUUCCAAGAGUUGGACGGCCAAGAGUUUGUGGUGGAGUUUGACUUCCCGGGUAAAGAUUCCAUCCGCUACUACAACAAGGUGCCUGUGGAGAAAAGGGUUUUCAAAAAUCUUCAGCUCUUCAUGGAAAACAAGCAGCCUGACGAUGACCUGUUUGACAGACUCAAUACAAGCAUUUUGAACAAGCACCUUCAGGACCUGAUGGAGGGACUAACAGCCAAAGUAUUCAGAACAUACAACGCCUCCAUCACCCUGCAGCAACAGCUAGAUGAGCUUACUAACUCUGAUGACAACGUUCCCGCCAAGAUCUUGUCCUAUAACCGUGCCAACAGAGCAGUCGCCAUCCUGUGUAACCAUCAGCGGGCCCCUCCUAAAACAUUUGAGAAAUCUAUGAUGAACCUACAGGGCAAGAUAGAUGCGAAGAAGGAUCAGUUGGCAGAUGCCAGGAGGGAGUUCAAGAGUGCGAAAGCAGAUGCGAAGGUCAGGCGGGAUGAAAAAACCAAAAAGCUUGUAGAAAGCAAAAAGAAAGCCGUGCAGAGGAUAGAAGAACAGCUGAUGAAGUUGGAGGUACAAGCAACAGACAGGGAAGAAAACAAACAGAUUGCCCUUGGAACCUCCAAACUCAACUACCUGGAUCCCAGAAUCUCUGUGGCAUGGUGUAAAAAAUAUGGUGUUCCUAUUGAAAAAAUCUACAACAAAACCCAGAGGGAAAAAUUUGCUUGGGCCCUCGAUAUGGCAGACGACGACUUCAAAUUUUAAUGCAGAACAGCGUUGUUUUUCUUAAAUUUUAUUAUUUUAAGCCUGGAUGUCGCCUCCGAAAGGGGACUUUUAGGGAACUGUGAGCCUUACUUUUUUGAAUUUUAAUUAUGAUUUUUUUUUUUUUUGUGUGCGCGUUAAAGCUGGGAAGGGGAUAUGUACAGAUUAAGAAAUGAUGGCUGAGAAAAACCCCUCUCCCCCCCCCCACACCCGAAUGAAAAUUGAAUUGGAGGUGACUGAACAAUCUUCCCCGAGCUGCCUUUUGUAUUGUCCCAUGGACAUUUAGUAUAUAAUCGGAUCACAUCAAAUAUGGCAACGUUUAAAAUCUUGGGGGUGGGAGCGAGAGGUUUAUAUGUAAGAAACAAAAACAUUGCAGAUUGUGUUCUAGAGGCUGUACAGCAUUUACAAGAGAAACAUGCAUUUCAUUUUUUUUUCUUUUUUAAAAUAGCAUCUAUUUUAAUGGGGGGGGGGAUCUUUCUGCUCAUAUCCCCUUACCCUGAAUUCAGUUUUUUUUUUCCUUGUUCUGCUGAUCGAUGAGCUUGUCUUGCUGGCAGCUGAGGGGUUAAUUUAACUCUCUUCUAUCCAACUAACUUGAUGCAUAGAUUCCGACCAAUCAUAGAAUUUCUGUUUUGCUACUUUUACAAUGUGACCAUUUUUAACCCCUCCUUCAGAUAUCCAGUGGAAGAAAAGCAGAUGGUAUCAUUUUUUUUGGGUUUUAGAAAUGUGAAUUUUUUUUUUUCUUAAUUAUUUUAACUAUUUAAACCUUUUAAUAUGUUUGGUAGCAUCAAAAAAAAAAACAAGAAAGAUUCCACAAACAUUGAAUUUUAUGCUUCUACAUUUUGAAUUCAAUAUGGGGAAAGGGGGAUUAUCCUUAAAGUGCAAUGGAGACCAAAAAAAAAACCCUUUCCUGUGGCUGAAGUUUGUGUAAGGGAGACUCCUGCUGCAUGCUGGGUAUAAUCCCACUACUGACACCGGUUCUGUUCCUGCGGUGGCUCACGUGGAGCUCAAGAAACUGUUGAGACCCCUGCAAUCGCUAAGGGAAAUUUAACUUGAUGAAUAACCCCAUUUUUAAAGGUCAAAAUAACGAUUGGUGGAUUUGUUUUGCAUAUAAAGAACUUGAAAUCCACUCGGCACAGGAUUCGCUACUGUAUUCCUAUAAAGGCACUAGUGUAAAUGCAAUGGAAGACCUUUUUUUUUUUUUCUCUGUAACAUGUCUGGAAAAUGAAUAAGGCGAGGGAAAAGAAACUUGUAAAAUUUUAAUGUGAAUAUAUUUUUUUUUUUUUUUUUGCCUAGAAUCCUCCAUUUUAGUUUUGAUUCUUAGAUCAAUUCCAAAGUGUUCAGAGCAGUCUUUUUUUUCUUUUUUUUUUCCUUGGACAAUUUUCCCCUUUUAUCUUCUAUUUUUAUCAUGAAUUUGCCAUUAAUGGAGUGUAGGUUAUUUAAAAUAAAACCCUACAACUUGCA
Molecule: messenger RNA, 4163 nt
Organism: Xenopus laevis (African clawed frog)
Lineage: Eukaryota; Metazoa; Chordata; Amphibia; Anura; Pipidae
Gene: top1.L
Product: DNA topoisomerase I, gene 1 L homeolog
Exons: 21
Coding region: 240-2705 (821 amino acids)
Biological process (GO): DNA topological change; DNA replication; chromosome segregation
Cellular component (GO): chromosome; nucleolus; nucleus
Molecular function (GO): DNA binding; DNA topoisomerase type I (single strand cut, ATP-independent) activity
Source: RefSeq, a predicted model, not a curated record